CACUGAGCCAAACCGGUUUCGGCCAUUUGUAUAUCUUUGGAGAAAUGUUGAGUUUGGUCCUUUCUCCUUUUUUAAAAUUGGAUUGCUUGUCUAUUACUGAGUUGUAAGAGGUCUUUAUAUAAAAGUCCCUUACCAGAUACAAGAUUUGCAAAAUGUUCAUAGCCCUUGGCUGCAAGUGGAGAUAUUGCUGUGAAGUGAGGAUUCAUUGUGCUCCUCAUAGAAAGAUGACCUACCUGGCUUGGGGAAUUGUACCUCAACUAUUACUUAAGCUGUACCUCUACUAUAAUUAUUUAUAAUGUACAUGCAGUUUAUGAUUAUGUGAGGAGAAUUUUCUGAGUCCUGAGGUUUUCAUCAUUACUCAGUUUUGACAUUUUUAAUCUAAUUUUUGCUUUUUUUGUUUUAACCUGAGGUUUCACUUAGUUCUGAGUCUUUUUGCUCCUUGCUUUAUUUUAGGACAGUGAUUUUUUAAGAUUCGGGUUGCAUGUGUCAUUGCUCCUUUUUAUGCUUAAUUUGUGAGACAGUAUUUUAAACUUUAUGUGGUCCUGCCUGGGUAGCUCAGUUGGUUAGAGCUUCUUCCCCAUACGUUAAGGUUGUGGGUUCAAUCCCCAAUCAAAGCACAUACAAGAAUCAACCAGUAAAUGCAUAAAUAAAUGGAACAAGUCAAUGUGUUUCUCUCACUCGCUUUCUCUUUUCUUCUUUCUCAAAUCAAUAAAAUUUUUUAAAAAUAACAAACUUUCUUAUACUGUCAACCAAAGUUAUUUUGUUUUUUAAGAUGGAUUUAGACUGAGAAAUUGCCCUCAUAGAAAAGAAAAUUUUGAAAACAAUAAUAAACUUUUCUCCAUACUUUUCCAUGGAUCUAAUCCCAUUUUAAAACUGGUAUAGUGGGAACUCUGCACCCUGUGGAAAUAAUUUGUCAUUAAUGUGUAGACAUGGGCACUUAACUCCAAACUAUGUUUGUUGUACUUAAAAUACCACUUUACUCAGCACUUAACUUUGACUAGGCACUAAAUUGAAUAAUUUAUUGAGUGGUUUACAAAUGUACAUAAAUGUAUUACCUUCCCUAUAAACUUAAGUCAAGUACUGGAGUUAUCCCUAUUUUGCAAGUGAGUCAACUGAGGUGAGAGUGACUUGUCCAGCUAUUACACAGCAGAGCUGUGACUUGAAGAAAGCCCAGUCUAUCAACCUACCAGGUAAAAAAUGUUGUUAGCCCAAAUAAAUCGAGAUUCUCAGGGAAUGACAGAGUUUCCUGGAGGAGGAAUGGAGGCUCAGCAUGUUACCCUGUGCCUGACAGAGGCAGUAACUGUGGCAGAUGCUGAUAAUUUAGAAAAUAUGGAAGGUGUAAGCUUACAAGCAGUAACACUUGCAGAUGGUUCUACCGCUUAUAUACAACACAAUUCUAAAGAUGGAAAACUCAUAGAUGGCCAGGUCAUUCAGUUGGAAGACGGUUCCGCUGCCUAUGUUCAACAUGUACCCAUACCUAAAAGUACAGGGGACAGUUUACGUCUAGAGGAUGGUCAAGCCGUGCAGUUAGAAGAUGGAACUACAGCCUUUAUUCACCAUACCUCCAAAGAUAGUUAUGACCAGAGCGCAUUACAGGCAGUUCAGCUGGAAGAUGGCACCACGGCUUACAUCCACCAUGCAGUGCAAGUCCCACAGUCUGAUACCAUCCUAGCAAUUCAGGCUGAUGGUACCGUGGCAGGUCUGCAUACUGGGGAUGCCACAAUUGAUCCUGAAACCAUCAGUGCUUUGGAACAGUAUGCAGCAAAGGUAUCCAUUGAUGGAAGUGAAAGUAUAACAGGUACUGGAAUGAUUGGAGAAAAUGAGCAAGAGAAAAAAAUGCAGAUUGUCUUACAAGGACAUGCAGCAAGAGUAACUGCGAAAUCUCAACAGAGUGGAGAGAAGGCGUUUCGAUGUGAAUAUGAUGGAUGUGGAAAAUUAUAUACAACAGCUCAUCAUCUUAAGGUUCAUGAGAGGUCACACACGGGAGACCGGCCUUAUCAGUGUGAGCAUCCUGGCUGUGGGAAAGCAUUUGCAACAGGUUAUGGAUUAAAAAGUCAUGUCAGAACUCAUACAGGAGAAAAGCCAUAUCGGUGUUCAGAAGAUAAUUGUACUAAAUCCUUUAAAACUUCAGGAGAUCUACAGAAACAUAUCAGAACUCAUACAGGAGAAAGACCCUUUAAAUGUCAUUUUGAAGGCUGUGGUCGGUCUUUUACGACAUCAAAUAUCAGAAAAGUGCAUAUUAGGACACACACAGGAGAAAGACCUUAUUACUGCACAGAACCGGGAUGUGGAAGGGCAUUUGCCAGUGCAACCAAUUAUAAAAACCAUGUGAGGAUACACACAGGGGAAAAGCCAUAUGUUUGUACAGUCCCUGGGUGUGAUAAAAGGUUUACAGAAUAUUCUAGUUUGUAUAAACAUCAUGUUGUUCACACUCAUUCCAAACCUUACAACUGUAACCACUGUGGGAAGACAUAUAAGCAGAUCUCCACGCUGGCCAUGCACAAACGGACCGCCCACAACGACACAGAGCCAAUCGAGGAGGAGCAGGAGGCCUUCUUUGAGCCUCCCCCAGGUCAAGGUGAAGAUGUUCUUAAAGGGCCCCAGAUCACAUAUGUCACAGGUGUAGAAGGGGAUGAUGUUGUGUCUACACAAGUAGCCACGGUAACCCAGUCUGGGUUGAGUCAACAGGUUACACUCAUAUCCCAGGAUGGGACUCAACAUGUCAACAUAUCUCAAGCUGACAUGCAAGCCAUUGGCAAUACCAUCACAAUGGUAACGCAGGAUGGCACGCCCAUCACAGUCCCUGCUCACGAUGCAGUCAUCUCCUCAGCAGGGACACACUCAGUUGCUAUGGUAACUGCCGAGGGUACAGAAGGGCAGCAGGUUGCAAUUGUGGCUCAGGACUUGGCAGCAUUCCACACUGCCUCAUCAGAAAUGGGGCACCAGCAGCACAGCCAUCACUUAGUAACCACAGAAACCAGACCUCUGACCUUAGUGGCAACAUCCAAUGGUACCCAGAUUGCAGUUCAGCUUGGAGAACAGCCAUCUCUGGAAGAAGCCAUCAGAAUAGCAUCCAGGAUCCAACAAGGAGAAACACCAGGGCUGGAUGACUAAUCCCGAGAGCAGUAAAGCCAGGGGAGCCUUUCAUCUUCAGGCAGCAGAGCUCCAGGAAGCCCGGAACCCAGGAAAAUGAUAACUUUUCCAUUCCUCAACACUGUACACGUUUUUAUGCAAGAGUGGAGAACAUUUUAUUCUUGACACUUUUGUGCAUAUAACCCUUGGAAUAGAUUUCCAAACUGAUUCAUUGUGUACAAGGAAGUAUGAAAUUAGGGCAAUCCAGUAAAUUUUCACAUUACUCUUUUAUCACAUUGCAGACUCCUAGAGUCUUUAUGUAAGACAGUGAAGUCUUACCGAGACUUAGGGUGGAUUUUUAACUUACUGUGAAAAAAACACACACAAAUAAAGGCUAUGUCUAAAAUAUCAAAGGUUCUAUAUGUCACACAAUCAUAAUUCCAAAAGCCAUCAUGGAUAAUAAAGAAUGUAAAGCCUUCAAAUAUUUCCCCCGGUUAGUAGAGUGUCUGCAGCUUUUGUUCUACUGUAUAUUUGUCUGUUUUUAUUUGUGUCUCAUGGUUUGAAGACUGUUCAUUAAGGCUUCCAUUCCUGUUAAUUACCAGCUCUUCAAGCUGAAAUGCUAAUUAUAUUAGCACUACAUUGGAUUAUGUAUAAAAUUACAAAGUUUGGUUACUUAAAAUUAAAAAGCUAAAUCCAGUACUUUGGUUUUGUUAAAGACUUUACUUAGUGUUCAUGUUUUUGUUACUGUUUUUAAAAAAAAUAAUGCACUAUCAAAGUUUGACCACAAUCUGGAGCCCAGAUAACAGUGGCUUUACUCUGAAAAUAAGGUUAGUGGGUUGGUGUAAAUUAUUUAUUUUUUUGCUUAUGUACUUUUGUUUUAAAGCUUAUUUACCCUAAAGUUUAUUAUUUUGAAUACAGCAAUUUUUAAAAUGUUA
Molecule: messenger RNA, 4007 nt
Organism: Myotis daubentonii (Daubenton's bat)
Lineage: Eukaryota; Metazoa; Chordata; Mammalia; Chiroptera; Vespertilionidae
Gene: ZNF143
Product: zinc finger protein 143
Exons: 16
Coding region: 1198-3114 (638 amino acids)
Biological process (GO): regulation of transcription by RNA polymerase II
Cellular component (GO): transcription regulator complex; chromatin; PcG protein complex
Molecular function (GO): DNA-binding transcription factor activity, RNA polymerase II-specific; RNA polymerase II cis-regulatory region sequence-specific DNA binding
Source: RefSeq, a predicted model, not a curated record